Messenger RNA from Anthonomus grandis grandis, 1417 nucleotides. RefSeq lists its product as uncharacterized. The record is from RefSeq and is a predicted model, not a curated record. Bases 113 to 1417 code for a protein of 434 amino acids. The transcript has 2 exons. Lineage: Eukaryota; Metazoa; Arthropoda; Insecta; Coleoptera; Curculionidae.
AGAACUUAAAAGCUCAGUGCGUGUGUGAAAAUCGGGAUCCUAAUUCCUAAUUGGUGAGUGCAAAAAACCAAAAUUUUAUUCGUUUGACCUUGCACCGCGCACCAACGACAUCAUGCAAGAAAACAAUAGCUCAGCAAGUGGAGGCUUUGACCAGCAACAGCUUGACCAAUAUGCCAAUCUGGAAGCCCAACAAGAACAGCUGCGACAGCUGAAACAACAAAUUCAGCAGCUUAUGCAACAACAGGCUCCAGGCCAGCAAGAUUAUGAAGGAGGCAGUGUCACUGCCACAUCUUAUAAACUAAAAGAGUUUGAGAUCCAGUACCCGGAAGCUUGGUUUGCAAAAGCAGAACUAGAGUUCCAGAAGCAUCGCACUACUAGUGACUCGUCAAAAUUUCAUGAAAUUGUAUGUGCUUUACCCUCUAACAUAGUCGAACAACUCUUGGACAUAAUAUACACCCCACCUGCCCAAGACAAGUAUGCAACACUAAAAGCUCGCAUUCUCAAGAGGUACGCUGACCCAGAAGUUAAAAAACUUGAAAUUCUACUCAGUGGCGUAGAACUUGGUGACAGAAAACCAUCGGAGCUGUUCAGAUACAUGCAAAAUUUAGCAAAAGGUAAUGUUUCUGAUUUAUAUUUACUAACACACUGGCUCAGCUUACUCCCAGCCAACAUUCGUCCCAUUCUCAAAGCUCUUAAAACUGACAAUGUUGAUAAGACGCUGGAAGCAGCAGACUCAAUCAUUGACACACCAAAAGCACCAUACACAUUUGCCAUCGGUACACCUACCCAUGCAAGUGCCAGCUUAACCCCGCCAGUCGCGGCAGUUCAACGCACUUCAGAAUUUGUGACAAAAAUACACAGCGCCAGUCCAGGUCUCAGGACCGAGAUAACAGGGACAACAGAGCACCUACGUGUUGUGUUAGACAUCCUCCUAACCAACAAACUGCGCAUCAACUGGGACAAGUGCGUCUUCGCGCAGGAAGAAAUCAACUUCUUAGGCUUCACAGUCAACGCUCGAGGGUUCAAGCCACCAGCAGAAAAAGUUGAAGCCAUCCUGGCUUACCCCAGACCAGAGACCCUGUGGGACCUAAAACGCUACCUUGGGGCGGUCAACUACUUCAGAGCUCACAUGCCUCACGCAGCACAUUCGCAGGUUCUCCUUAACGAUCAGCUUCGAGGCUCCAGGAAGCGAGACAAGAGGCGCAUCGAGUGGACUCCACAGCUCAUAGAGGCUUUCGAAUCCACGAGAAAAGCUCUGGCUGACGCAACAUCAUCAUCGUUCCUAAAUCCAGAUGCAAAAAUCGGUCUUACAGCAGACGCAUCAUCAACGGCCAUUGGAGGGUCGUUAGAGCAAAUAAUCGGUGAAGCACGCCAUCCUCUUGGAUUUUUCUCCAGAAAGCUGUCUCCGACUGAGUGA